CAGGAAGGAGAGAGGGAGGGAGGGAGGGAGAUCUGCGGGGGCGACGCGUCGCGGUUUUCCGGCGGCAAGGUUCGAUUUUGAUCCCAGCCCACCCCGGAUUCCCCGCCCCGGUUCGUCCUUGCCCUGCCCAACUCGCGCCGCUUCCACUCGAGUGCUCCAACAAGAUCCCGAUUUCCGUUGCAGUUGCGGAGUCCCAGUUCCAGUCGUCGUUAGCGCCGGUUCCUGGCCGCGCGCUCCCUGAUUCGGAAGUUGCUGGAGCGGAGGGGGACUUCCUCCUGCUCCCGAGUGUCUGCCUUCUGAUUUGGAUCUGCGGAGGAGCCCGGAUUGGCGCUCCAAUUCGGGGAGCAAUGAGGGCCUGAUGCGGGAGAAAGUCUCUUCAAGUCGUCGUCUUGAUUCUCUUGGAGUAGGGUUUCCUGCCGGGAUCCUUGUCCCAUGGGAUGCGUCAGUUCGAAGCAAUUCCAUGGCGGCGACGAGUGUGGCGGCGAGGGGAAGCCUCGCCGCCGCCCAUCCAGCAACUCGCUGAGGCGUCUGGUUAGUUACAACUCCAGCAAGAGGCACGAGGACUUGGAGGAGGAUGAAGAAGAAGGGGGAGUUGUGGCAGCCACGUCCUCCAGCGUCGGGCACCGUGUUGCCAAAGAUGCCAGCACGGCCAGGCUGAUUCGGAAGCCCCCUGCGCCCGUGGUCGAUGCAGUGGUGCCGCUGCCAGAGGAAGUGGCCGCAACUGCCGCUAGCGUCGUUGAUGUGGAGAGGGCGGUUGCUGCCCCUGUGAAUCGCAGGCGUGCUCCGAAUGGCAUGGCAGAGCAAGAACCAAGGAGUGGUGGCAUCAGGGGUGAGGUGAAGCCAAGGAUCAUAGAUGUGCCGAAUGGAGUGGUGGGGGAGCAUGUGGCGGCUGGCUGGCCAAGGUGGCUCACGGAGGUGGCAACAGAGGCGGUCCGUGGGUGGCAGCCUCGCAAGGCAGAGUCCUUCGAGAAGUUGGACAAGAUAGGGCAAGGUACCUACAGCAGCGUUUACAAAGCACGCGAUCUUGAGAAUGGAAAAAUUGUGGCACUUAAGAAAGUUCGAUUUGCCAACAUGGAUCCUGAGAGUGUUCGAUUUAUGGCGAGGGAAAUUCACAUCUUAAGAAGACUUGAUAAUCCAAAUGUUAUUAAGCUCGAAGGUUUGGUGACAUCACGCAUGUCUAGUAGCUUGUAUCUCGUGUUCGAAUACAUGGAGCAUGAUCUUGCGGGACUUGCUGCUACACCUGGCAUAAAAUUCACAGAGGCUCAGGUCAAGUGUUACAUGCACCAGCUACUGUCUGGACUUGGUCACUGUCAUAGUCGUGGUGUUUUGCAUCGGGAUAUAAAGGGUGCUAAUCUUCUGCUUGACAAUAAUGGUGCCCUCAAAAUAGCAGAUUUUGGUCUAGCUACAUUCUUUAAUCCGAACCAAAAGCAGAAUUUGACAAGUCGUGUUGUAACUUUAUGGUACCGCCCCCCGGAACUUUUGCUGGGUGCUACUAACUAUGGUGCCACUGUUGAUCUCUGGAGUGCUGGUUGCAUCCUUGCGGAAUUGUUGUCAGGGAAGCCUAUCAUGCCAGGACGAACUGAGGUGGAACAAUUGCACAAAAUAUUCAAGCUUUGUGGUUCACCAUCAGAGGAGUUCUGGGCUAAUUUGAAGUUAUCGCGUGCUACAAUCUUCAAACCACAACAUCCGUAUCGUCGUUGUGUGAGUGAUGUAUAUAAGGACUUCCCUCCUUCAGCUUUGGCACUUCUGGACCGUUUACUUGCUGUAGAACCUGAUAAUAGGGGUACUGCGGCUUCUGCCCUUGAAAGUGAAUUCUUUACAACGAAGCCUUAUGCUUGUGAUCCAUCAAGUCUGCCGAAAUAUCCUCCAAGUAAGGAAUAUGACGCUAAGCUUCGAGAUGAAGAAGCUAGGAGGCAAAGAGCAGCUGCAGCCAAAGGACAUGAAUCUGAAACUGGACGCAGGAAACAACUUGCAGCACAAAAUGGCACUAUCGAUUUACAGCAACGGCGAGUUCCGGUUAAUCCUAAAAGCAGUAGUAAUAAGUUUACUCCAAAGGAGGAUGCUGUUACCGGCUUUCCAAUGGAUCCUCUGGUAGUAGACAAUGGUCAUGUUCGCCGUGUUCCUUUGAUGAAUGCUGGUCGUUCAUCCUCCACUUUGGGUCGAUCAAGUGGCACAGAUCCAAAUGCCCAGAGAUUCUACACCUCUCAGAUUGCUGCUGCCGAGAUGUCUAACCCAUCUGCUGCAACUGGGCAGCGAGGCAAUACUGGUAAGCUGUCUAACCUUGGGGACAGCGCCAGGAAACAGUAUUUAAGAGAGCAUCGGUCGAGUUCAAGAUACAGCCAACUCGCUGCUGCCGACCAGUCUGACAAACCCAAAUGGUCGCAAUCGCAUCAAUUCCAAGAAAGACCGUCAUCUUCCCAUCGGAAGGAUGAAGUGGUGGCAGAUAAGGAGCCUACAGGGGUGAAUGGCACGAGGAAGAACCGAAUCCAGUACUCAGGACCAUUGAUGCCUCCCGGGGUAAACAUGGAGGAGAUCCUUAAAGAGCACGAGCGGCAGAUCCAACAAGCCGUGCGAAGGGCUCGUCUGGACAAGGGAAAGGGCAAGCACGCCGAGAGAGACCAGUCGGAGUCGCUGCUCUACGCUGCCCAUAAUGGCAGGAUCGCCUCCUUCUACAUAGCCGUCGGCGACCUCCCGGCCGCGCGUUCCGCCGUCGAGCAGGCGGCUCGGAAGGCGCGAGCUUUCCCCUGGAACCUGCUCAUAUGGAGCUACGCCGGCGACAGGCUGUGGAAAGACGUGGUCAUGGCGUAUGUCAGGAUGCUGGCGCUGGGCGUGGACACCGACAGGUACACGUAUCCGUCUCUGCUGCGCGCUUGCGGCGAGCUCGGAGAGCUCACCAUUGGCCGCAAGAUUGACCACCGUAUUCGGAGGAGUAGAUAUGAUCUGGACAUGUAUGUCUGGAACGCUUUGGUCGGGAUGUAUGUCAAGUGCGGGGAGCUUGAGGAUGCGCAGAGGGUGUUUGAUGAAAUGUCUGUCAGGGAUGUUGUCAGCUGGAACACAAUGGUGUCUGGCUAUGCAUCGGCGGGGAUGUGGGCCGAGGCGUUUCAGCUGCUUCAGCGGGUUCCUGGGGCUAACAUUGUGACGUGGAAUGCAGUUGCAGCAGGGAAUUUGAAGGCUGGGAACUAUGAUGAAGUGAUCAGGUUGUUGUCUCAGAUGAGGAAUCGCCACGGGCCUGGGGUGGACUCUGUGAGCGUGCUGAUUGCCCUGAAAGCGUGUGCUAAGAGUGGGUAUCUGAGGAUUGGCAGGGAGUUGCAUGGGGUGUCUGUUCGUCUAUACUUUGACAGGCUCGAGUGUGUGGUAAACUCGUUGAUAACAAUGUAUUCAAGAUGCAGGAUGAUGAGCUCUGCUGUACUUCUGUUUACAAUGUGCUCAAUUCAAAGCAUCACGGCUUGGAAUUCAUUGUUAGCAGGAUUUGCAUUCAUGGACCAGGUUGAGGAAGCUUCUUUGCUCUUCAGAGAGAUGAUUGGCUCAGGUGUCUGUCCAAAUGAUGUUACUGUCUUGACAAUGCUCUCCCUUGUUGCACGGUUUGGACACCUCUGUCAUGGAAGGGAGCUGCACUGCUACAUCCUUAGACAUGGAUUGGGUGGUUCUAAAUUAUUGCAAAACUCACUUGUCGACAUGUACUCAAAGUCUAGACACAUGAGAGCUUCACGGAUAGUAUUUGGUCAGAUGGAAUGUCGAGACAAGCAUGCCUACACUUCAUUGAUUUUGGGAUAUGGAAUGCAAAGAGAGGGCCAUCUAUCACUGAAGCUCUUUGAUGAAAUGAUCGCCAACAGUAUAGAGCCCGACCAUGUAACCAUGGUUGCUGUUCUUUCAGCAUGUAGCUACUCUGGACUGGUCACUCAAGGGCAGCUACUAUUUGCCAAGAUGUUUGCUGUGUUUGGUAUUGCACCAAGAGUGGAGCAUUUUUCUUGCAUGGUUGAUUUGUACAGCCGUGAAGGUUUGCUGAAGGUGUCCGAGGAGAUAAUUGACAAGAUGCCGUUCCAGCCAACUGCUGCAAUGUUAGCGACUCUUAUUGAGGCUUGCCUGAUCCAUGGUAAUACAGAAAUUGGCAAACGAACUGCAAAGAAGUUGCUGGCAAUGAGGACAAACAAUCCUGGUCACUACAAAUUGAUCUCAAACACGUAUAUAUCAGCAAAAUGUUGGCCAGAGCUAGCUAAAGUUAGAUCAUUGAUGAGUAUGAUGGAUUUAACUAUGGUUCCAAGCCAUUCCUUGCUAGAAUCAGAAUAUGACAUAUGCCUAGUUGAGCAAGAUGAUGGCUUAAAUGAUGGUGCACAUUGUGACUUGUCUGACCGCAUAACGGAUACUGAUUCGUCUAGUAGUGAGGAGGCGAAAAGCAGUGAAGCUUUCGGUGGAUAAUGGUUGGUUCUUCUUGGACCAUCUUCCUGUUAAGGCCAAGGUUUCCAGAGCUUGAAACUCCACAAUGACUGUAUAUUUGGAGUUUUAGUGGACUCCCUUAUUUGGGGAGUGAUCUGCAAAGAAGCUGAUGACAAUGAGGACAAACAAUACCGAUCACUAAAAAUUGACCUCAAACACUUUCACAUUAGCAAACCUUUUGCCAGAGCCAUCUAAAAUUAGAGCAUUAAUCAGUAUGUUGAAGCCAAUUAUGGCCCCAAGUCAUUCCUUGCUAGAACCGGAAUAUGAUAUAUGCCUAGCUGAGCAAGAUGAUUGCUUAAGCAUGGUAUGCAUCGUGGCUUGUUUGACCACAUGACAGGUACUGAUCCCUCUAUUAGAGAGGAAAUGAAGUGCAGUGAAGCUUUUGGUGGAUGCUUUUCUCAGACCUUGUUAACUUAAAGAUUUUGCGAUAGUAUGGUUUCUUCAUAGGCUCCAGUUUCCCUAGAAGUAAUGUCAUGAACUGUAAGCCAUGCGGUGAUUUAAGAGUUGGUGAAGCUGUAAAGUGUAUUAUAUAUGGGAAGGAGGCUUCCAGCCUAUGAUGGUCGGAAGAGCGUAUACAUGGCUGAUCCAUUGUCAUUUACUAAAGAAAAUAUCACAUCACUUGAUGAAGAUGAUGAUUCUGAUUUGGAGAGGUCUGCCCUUGAGACUUGCACACCAACAUCAUUUGAUGGGUAGGGAGAAGCAUAAUGGUACUGAUGGUCUUUUCUAUGGUCUAGGAGUCAGCGAACUGCGAAGGCAGUGAUUAAGUUCGCUGCAACAGCUGAUCUGCACCGUCUUGAGCAAAUUUUAGCUGGAGGAGGUAGAGGAUCAAGAAGCCUUGGAAGGUCUUGAUAUUGUCCUGCAUUAGCUGCCAGCAGCAAGGCACACCCUGUUUGGUCGAUCCUUUUUCUUGCCUAACCUGGAGAGGAUACGAUCCUUUGGUGAAGGAUUAGAAAUCUGUGUGGGUUUAAUCAGAUCAUUCCGUCCUACUAAAAUAGGCCUCGUCAGUAUAUGCUGUAAAAAAUUGAAAGUUUCCCUUGGGCAUGUAUGUAUGCAAUACACUGUGAAGCCAGGGAGCCUGCAAUGAACUUGCUGCAUUUUCAUACGCACA
Messenger RNA from Triticum dicoccoides, 5542 nucleotides. RefSeq lists its product as uncharacterized. NCBI's taxonomy places the organism in Eukaryota, Viridiplantae, Streptophyta, Magnoliopsida, Poales, Poaceae. Gene Ontology annotation, biological process: RNA modification; protein phosphorylation. The transcript is spliced from 11 exons. The record is from RefSeq and is a predicted model, not a curated record. The coding region runs from base 433 to 4416 and encodes 1327 amino acids. Gene Ontology annotation, molecular function: ATP binding; protein kinase activity; protein binding.